GCCUAGCCGGGGAGGUCGGGACCGGCAGGCGCGGAGGACCUGGCGGCAGCUUGGGAGCCCUGGCGUUCUUGGGGGAGGGAAGCUGUCAAACGGAGACUGAGAGAAAUGAGGCGAAGGCCGCGAAGAAGCCGGGAGCCCCGCCCUUCCAUCAUAGCGGCCUCGGGCGCCGCCUCUUCCUUUUCAGCCUCCCACCCUCGCCGGCUUCCGGCGCUGUGGCCUGACCGGGCUGCGUAGGCUCCCUAGGGAGUAGCCCCCGGGCCGUGGCCUCUCUAGGGUGAGGGGUAGAUGCCUGGUGCCCGGUGGGGACUGUGUCGGGACGGAGCCGGCCAGAACGGGCUUCAGACAUGGCUGGGCUGUCAGACGGCGGCCCCUGGCUCGGGACGGCCCGUGAGGCCUUUAGCCCUGAGAACGCUGGGUCAGAGCGACUUAGCCAAAGCACAGAGAAUGUUAGUCUUAUUCAGAGGGUCCAGGGCUCCAAUUCAGCAGGCUUUCCCAAAUUCUCAGUUAGGGUCCACCUGCCCUAAGCAUACCCAGCAAGAGCAUGCUCUGUCAUUGGAGGAAGUACUGGGCUAGGCAUUGGGAGAUCUGGGUCAUAAUCCUGGCCAGGGAAGAGUGCAUACCCUUGGCCGGGAUGCAGGCUGGUACCAUGUUUCAGAAGCAAGAAACAUGACACCCUCUUUAAGUAGCGUUGGGUGUGUCACUUGACCCUGGUGAGCCUCAGUGUCCACAUCUAUAAAAUGGCGAUGGUAAUUAUGCUGGCCUCACAGUGUCUAAUGAGGUCUCUGGGGCUAUUUAUUUCAUGGGAAAAUAAGAGUGAAACUAGUUGAUCUACAAGUGUCCUACCAGUUGAGAGUCUGUGAUUUAGCAAAUGGGUUGUUGGGAAGUGAGGCUGACAAUUAGCUGAGAAGGAGAAUUGACUAGCUUUGUUUUUACUUGGUUUACCUGUAAGCUAAGAGUGGGCUACAAAUCUUCUGUGGUCGCUGAGGCUAGAGCUUGACUCUGGAGAAAGGAAAGGAAGAAUGCAAGCCUGGUCAAGAGGCAGAGAGUUUAGAAACCUGAGGGAGCUCAGUCUUGGUAGCAACCCUUGAAUUCCUGGUAUUGAGAAGAUGUGGCCCCUGGACCCAUCCCGGAAGGAGGUGCUGAGGUUUGCAAUCAGCUGCCGUGUCCUGACUCUGAUGCUGCAGGCCAUCUUCAAUGCCAUCAUCCCAGAUCACCAUGCCGAAGCCUUCUGUCCUCCUCGACUAGCCCCCUCAGGCUCUAUGGACCAACUUGUGGAAGGUCUUCUAGGUGGCCUGUCUCGCUGGGAUGCUGAACACUUCCUGUUCAUUGCCGAGCACGGGUACCUGUAUGAGCACAACUUUGCCUUCUUUCCUGGUUUCCCCUUGGCCCUGCUGGUGAUGACUGAACUGCUAAGACCCUUGUGGUGGUUCUUGAGCUUCCGGAGUUGCCUGCUGAUUUCAGUAGCAUUGCUCAAUUCCUUGUUCUCUGUGCUGGCCGCAGUCGCACUUCAUGACCUAGGCUGUCUGGUUUUGCACUGUCCCCACCAGGCCUUUUACGCAGCACUGCUCUUCUGCCUCAGCCCUGCCAAUGUCUUCCUGGCAGCUGGUUAUUCAGAAGCUUUGUUUGCCCUCCUGACAUUCAGUGCCAUGGGGCAGCUGGAGAGGGGCCGAAUCUGGACUAGUGGACUCCUCUUUGCCCUUGCCACUGGUGUGCGCUCCAAUGGGCUGGUCAGUGUUGGCUUCCUCAUGUAUUCUCAGUGUCGAGGCUUUUUCUCUUCUCUUACGGUGCUGAAUCCCCUGAGACAACUCUUGAAGCUGAUGGCCUCUCUGUUUCUGUCAGUGCUUACACUUGGCCUUCCCUUUGCCCUUUUUCAGUAUUACGCCUACACUCAAUUCUGUCUGCCAGGCUCGGCUCACCCCAUUCCUGAGCCCUUGGUACAGUUAGCUAUGGAGAAGGGCUACCAGAUUGCAGAGGGAAAUGAGCCCCCUUGGUGCUCCUGGGACCUUCCACUAAUAUACAGCUAUAUCCAGGAUGUCUACUGGAAUGUUGGCUUUUUGAAAUACUAUGAGCUCAGGCAGAUGCCCAAUUUUCUGUUGGCCACACCAGUGGCUAUACUGGUUGCCUGGGCAACAUGGACAUACGUGACCACCCACCCUUGGCUCUGCCUUACACUUGGGCUGCAAAGGAGCAAGAACAGUAAGACCUUAGAGAAGCCUGAUCCUGGAUUCCUCAGUCCUCAGGUGUUUGUGUACCUGGUCCAUGCUGCAGUGUUGCUGCUGUUUGGAAGUUUGUGCAUGCAUGUUCAGGAAUCACUCAGACUGUGUCCUCUCCCUCUAACUCCCUGGAAGGGAGAGAACGAUCAUCAAUGGCAAAUGGCUGUUGUAGCCAAGCAACACCAAGAGCAGGCUUCAUGCUCAGAAGAGAACACUGCGCCUCCUUCUGGUGGUUUCUGGUGCUCUAUACAUUCAGAGAAAUUUCUCUACCCUAGGAAUUACAGGUGCUUCCUGCUGUUUGUUGCUGCCUCCGUGAUAUCUCAGAGUUUUCUUUUUGCCUCUACAGUUAUCUAGUUAACAACUAUAUCUAGUUAACCAUUUUAACCAUUCUUUAUAUUAAAUUCUGUCAAUGACUGGUGUGGUUUCUGUCUCAAUGACUGGGGUGGUUUCUGGACCCUAACUGAUACAGAAAUUGGUACUUGGAAUGGUCCCAGGAAAUAGACCCCAAAAGAUGGGGUUAGGGAACUGGCUUGGUUGUGUCACUAGGUUUGAAUGUUCUAAGCUCUUUGCCAAUGAGAAAUGUGAUGCUACCAAUCCAUGGCAUGCUGUGGAAUCAUAGUUAAUUAAAUUAUCACCUGUGGCUAUUUGUGAUAAAGUGCCAACUAAAGCAAGUGCCAAGUAAAGCAAGUGCCUUGGGGGCCCAACUGGUUGUCACACUUGACUGUUAUGGCAGUGAUAAUAAUCAUGGGGACUACAGUAUGGGACAGAUUCUUCCAAUUGCAUCACAAUCCUUGCAGAAAGAAAAUGACAAGCUCAAGUCUUUAAACUCUCAGCUUAAGUCGUGGUCAGAGAACUGUAGAGCUUCUAUGAUAGCCAUAAAAGAAUCUCUCAUUUCUUAUAGCUACCAGACUGAUUUGCUACAAAUAAAACACAAAAAUUGUGCAUGCUGGAGAAUUACAUCAUCAAAUUCACAGUUUAAGUCUUUCCUGUGAUUGGGAAGGAAAUAGGACCCUAAAACUUGGUAUGGGGCCAUCUUAUUUGACUCAGACAAAUCUGAAAAUCUUAGAUUCUCAUUUCUCUCUGAGCUUCCCUUGCCAGUGGAAGGAUCUUAUUCACUUGUGUCUGAGGAGACCAGCCUUCCCUUGCUUGCAAGCUCUGUAAUAACCUCUCCUGGAGCAGAAGAUACACCUUGCAUAGACAGGCCAUUCUCCUGAAGGUCCACCAAAACCACCCCUUGUUGCCUCAAGACCCAUAACUAGGAUCAAACCUCAGCAUUCUCCAAGGGGGCAAGUACAAAAUCUGACUCAGAAGGAAAUAACUUAUACACCAAAAUAAUUACAAGAUUUUGCUGACAUAUAGACAGAAAUCUGGGGAAUACAUGAGGGAGUGGAUUCUUGUGAGGAUGAAAUACAGCACUAGACUGAGCCAUGUUCAUUGCUGUCUAUGCACUUGUCAGGGAUUCUGAAUUUAAAGUGUUACCUCACGCAGCUACAAGUGGCUGUAAUGGUUUACUCAGUUGGUUGACUAAAAAUUUGACUUAGUGGUACCCAUGUUUAACAAGGUUGAAAUGUGAGAAAUUUACUGGAAUGAUGGAGAGGAUGAAAUUCAAAGGAAUGCUGUAACAGAUUUAUCAUAUGUGACCUAAACAGCCUAUUUGUCCCCCAUGAGGGUCCAGAGGACACUCUGUUCACUGCAGCAUUGAGAAAUAUAUUGGGGAAGGGAGCAUCUGCACCCUUGAAAAGCUCUGUGGGGACUCUCCUCUGUAAUUCAGGAGCAGUGGCUAGAGAUUCUGCCAGUGAGAUAGGCUCCCUAAUUUCAGUAGAGAUGACAGGAUCUCAGCAUAUCAGAGCCAAGUAGUAGUGCUUAACUGACAAAGACAAGGUGAGUACAUUGGCCAUCAAGAGCAAUAGAGUCUCUCUCUC
This is a messenger RNA of Lemur catta (Ring-tailed lemur), 4135 nucleotides long. It is a transcript of the gene PIGV, whose product is annotated as phosphatidylinositol glycan anchor biosynthesis class V. The record is from RefSeq and is a predicted model, not a curated record. Bases 1107 to 2567 code for a protein of 486 amino acids. The transcript is spliced from 5 exons. Gene Ontology annotation, biological process: GPI anchor biosynthetic process. Gene Ontology annotation, molecular function: alpha-1,6-mannosyltransferase activity; GPI mannosyltransferase activity. NCBI's taxonomy places the organism in Eukaryota, Metazoa, Chordata, Mammalia, Primates, Lemuridae. Gene Ontology annotation, cellular component: endoplasmic reticulum membrane; mannosyltransferase complex.